GCACGCAGUUUCCACUCAUAAAUGUUGACUAUUAAUGUUUUAAAAUAGCCAGUGCUUUAAUAAGUGUAGUUAUCAAGUCAUUCCGAGCCCCAGUUUGUUUUAAAAUGGGGGACAAAGAGCAACAGAUUCAACCCAAACGAGUUUUUGCCAACGACGUCGAUGGAUAUUCCUCCAAACACAUCGCAAAGUCACCAACCAGAGAUGAGCUUCCUCAGCGCCUGCUGGAGUGUGACGUGGAUGUGUACAACAUCUCAGAAAGUGCAACACAACAGCAGGUUGAAGAAGCAACAGGGGACCUCACAGAUGCCAAUACAGACGAUCCAGGCAUUAUGAAGAAGAUCACGGAGAUGGUGGGGGUUCCCAAGAAUUAUGAUUUGAGUCCAGAGGAGCAGGAGGAGGAGGACCGAAAGAAAGAAGAAGAAAGGAAACAGAAACUGACUUUGGAGGCUGCUGAGAGGAAACGCAGGACUGAGGCUUCACUGGCUGAGAUGGCUGUUCAGUAUGAGGAGUGGCAGAAGAAUUUGUCCAAGGUGAAGCAUCAGGAGCACAAGCUGCUGGAAGCUCAGUCUCUUCCUCUGAGAAACUACCUGAUGAAGUAUGUGAUGCCUUCUCUCACCGAGGCCAUGGUAGAGUGCUCUAAGAUCAAACCAGAGGACCCCGCUGACUUUCUGGCUGAACACCUUUUACGGAGCAGUCAACAAGAAUAAUUAUCAGUCUCACAAAGACGGGAUCUAACCCCCAUCAGAUUUGGAGGCAGUUUACUCUACGGUAAACAGUCUAAAAAUAAUAUUAACAAAUGUUGUUGUCUAAAAUAAAUGAUUGUGGCAUUAUUGUUACAGGCUUAUAAUAAAUAUGAAACGAUA
Stegastes partitus (bicolor damselfish) is the source of this 863-nucleotide messenger RNA. RefSeq names its product adenylate kinase 7-like. The transcript has 5 exons. The record is from RefSeq and is a predicted model, not a curated record. Bases 105 to 707 code for a protein of 200 amino acids. Lineage: Eukaryota; Metazoa; Chordata; Actinopteri; Pomacentridae.